AUGUCCCUCUCAGACGAAUACGAUCCUUUUUACGAUUCGGAUAGACGCGCAGAUUUUUAUAUCUCUGAAGUCCAACAACCCGAACAGACCCAAAGCGCCACAGGCAAAUCCGCUGGUCAUAACACGGGUGGUCCCGUGUUGGAGACCGUCACCAUCAGUAUGAACGCCCUUUCUCUCGACGAUCGGAGAAAAACUGUCGACCACAUUAUGCAAUACUUUCGCCAACGUCUUAACAGCAAAAUUGCGGUAACUCGUAACCGUCAAACCUCCUCGGCGAUAUCGAAUUCUUAUUUGCAGCGUCAUCCGCAUUCAAGUCAGUUUGAGAGCGAGCUGAACUCACUCAACCAAUCGUCUAAGCUUUCUGAGGGUGAUGUGCCUGUCGAGCUGUUGAUUUUCCGUCAAGCCAUCGGUCGCCCCUCUCCGAAUGACCGGGUCAAGCCAUUAGAACACGGCAGCCUACACCACGAAUGGGGUAUGGUCCAAGGAGCGUACGGCAACACUAAGACUUCGAUCGCCACUUGUGCCCAGGCUACGACACAUUCCGACAACCGAGGUAAUAGGAACAACGGAUCCAAGAAGCGCGGUGGCUCGGACGACAGCGACCAUGAUGGCAGGCGAAAGAGACAGAAGCAACAGCCCGGCAAUACCACAAAGCCUGAACAUUGUAACGGGCGCAAGUUUGCCUGUCCCUACUUCAAAAAGAACCCUCACAAGUAUUCGAGAUGGACAUCAUGUCCUGGACCUGGCUGGGAUGAGGUUCACCGGGUAAAGACACAUCUGUACAGACGCCACGCUCUCCCGAUUCAGUGCCCUCGGUGUUGGGAAACCUACAAUACACAAGCGUUGCUUACCACGCAUUUAAAAGCCCCCGAGGUAUGCCAAUCCAGAGAAAAUACCAACCCAGUUGAAGGAAUCAGCAAUGAGCAGGAGAUAUUGCUUCGCAAACGUACAAGGACAGACACCGAAGAGGAGAAGUGGCGGGAGAUAUGGAUGAUUUUGUUCCCUGGUGACGACAGAGACAUCAUUCCGUCCCCAUAUUAUGAUGAAGCCGUUUAUGUUGAGAACUGCUCUGCCUUUGUUCUUCGAGAAGCGCCCGCACUCUUGGAAAGAGAACUCGAGGCUCUCCCUGAUGAAGAGGUUCGGGAUGUGAACCGUUUACGGCGGUCACUUGUACGGAUGGUACCUGGGGUGCUAUCGCGGGUGUUUGACCUGUAUCGCCAGUCACUCAACAGGCAAGAUGCAAGUAGUAGCGGAUCGGGUACAGCGACACAUUCUACCGCAACCCUGACACCAGCAACGGUACCAGAGCCAACGAUGUCACCCCCAGCCAUUCCAGCCCCAAUAAUACCAGAGCCAGCCAUACCGGAGCCGGUCAUAGCUUUUGACCCUAAUGAGUUUGCCAAUAACGCUCUCGAGUUCGUCCUGGGCACAUAUGAGUUGGAAGCCGAUUCGGUUGAUGAUGGCAUCAAUUUGUUAUCGGGUGUCGGAGGACUACCGGAACUGGAUCUAUUCCUGGGUGCCGUGGCGGAGUCUACUAGCUUCACAACCGGGUCUAACUUAGUCAACUUUUUGUGGGAAAUCGAAGAUAUGCCGGGUGUGUCUCUUGGAGGGGGUCAAGAUGAAAGCCUGUGCAAUGAUGAUGCGAGUAAGGAUCAAUAG
Sordaria macrospora k-hell is the source of this 1659-nucleotide messenger RNA. RefSeq lists its product as uncharacterized. The record is from RefSeq and is a predicted model, not a curated record. Lineage: Eukaryota; Fungi; Ascomycota; Sordariomycetes; Sordariales; Sordariaceae.